Messenger RNA from Chroicocephalus ridibundus (black-headed gull), 2069 nucleotides. Its product is annotated as C-type lectin domain family 2 member B-like. Lineage: Eukaryota; Metazoa; Chordata; Aves; Charadriiformes; Laridae. The record is from RefSeq and is a predicted model, not a curated record.
CUGCCAGGACGGAGAGCUGGUGCUCCAGCAGCUGCUGGCAGUUGGGGUUUCUGCCUGGGCUGGUGGAGGCCGGGCUGCGGGGCUCAGCUGGGUGAGUGGGGCUGGAGGGGAAUGUCCAGACCUGGGGCUGUUCCUCCCUCGUCUGCCUUCUGCCCUCCUUGAGCCAGACAUCAGCGACCGUCCCCAGGGCGCUGGCCCUGCUGGGCUCCACGGGCUGGUCCCUGAGCUCACUGGGGCUGUGUUUGUGUCCCCAGGUGUUGGGGACAGGCUGCAGCGUCCCGGGGGGAGCAGGGACAGCCCUUCCCUGGCAUGGCCUUCCUCAGCCCGGGUGAGACCGUGUGGCCAGGGCUGAUCUGUGACAGCCGGGUGUGCUGCCAGUCAGCCAACAGAGUUAAUGGUCCUGAUGUCCUGCCUGGUGUUCCCUGCAAUGUCCCAACACAAUGAUGAGAGCAGGGGUGGUAGAAGUGGCUUGAAACAGGCAAGAUUGUGCUUCUUGUGAGUGCAGUGGUUCCGCUUUUCAGAGUGCCACAGGAGAAGGGAACAGAUCCUGCUCCAGCGAGGGGAAUGUGGAGGAGCCCCUGAGUCCCCGGGACAGAGGGAAAUCCCCACACGCAGAGAUGCCUCGGGGCACAGGUGAAAGUCCAUGCAGAGGACUUGUGGGUGAGUGCGGGGCCCCCCCUGUGGCCUGUUGGGAGGGGACAGUGUCCCCGUGGCAGUGUCACCCCAGGAGGAGUGGGGCUGGCACGUGUGGGGCUUCUUCCAGCUGUCUGGGAAAGGGUCUUGUGUUCUGCUGGGUCCUCCCUGGGGGGCUGUAUCAGCCCCCCCAUCUCUCUCUGCCUGGCAGCUCUCCUGCUGGGGGCUGUCCCCCAGUGUGUGUGGGGUGACAGCCUUGUCCCUGCCCUGUGUGACUGUCCCUUGCUGCCAGCUGGGAAUGGCCCGAUGGCAGUUGCUGUGCCCGGGGAGGGGGUUGAGAAGCUGCAGCUGAGUGUGUGUGGUAGAGGGGUCUGGGGGGUCCCUCCUGUGUUCCCUGGGCAGGUUGUGCUGGGGGUGGUGGGGCUGGGAGGGGGACAGCACUGUCCUCACCCCGAGUGGCUCUUUCCCCCUCCAGGCAGGUGCCCCACGCUCCAUCCAGUGUGGGUCGUGGUGCUGGCUGUGCUGGUGGCUCUGGUGCUGGCUCUGGCCGUGGCUCUUGCUGUACGCUCAGCAGGAAGACAUGGAGGGGAUCCAGCUGUGCCUGCGGCUCCAAUGCUGGCCUGUCCUGAGGACUGGGUCGGGUACCGCAAUGUCUGCUACUCCUUCUCGAGGGCUGAGGGCAGCUGGGAGUGGAGCCAGGAGCAGUGCUCCUUGCAUGGGGCCUCGCUGGCUAUGCCCCGGAGGGAGUGGGAGAUGGAGUUCCUCUUGCGCCUCAAGGGCAACAUGGAUUACUGGCUUGGGCUGCGGAGACGGGGCGAGCGCCUGCAGUGGGUGGAUGGCAGCAGCUUCAACCAGAGGUUUGAGGUGCAGGGCCAAGGAGAGUGUGCGUAUUUGUACGACGGGGCUGUCGCGAGUGCAGGCUGCUCCCAGUCACGGCUGUACAUCUGCAGCAAGCCCCAAGCGCUGGGGUGACAGAGGCGCUGGAGAAAGGACCUUUGCGUGGUGGGGCCUCACAGCUUGAGCCCUUCCAGCAGCGCAGGGGAGCAUGGGGGUGUCCUUCCCUCAGCUGCUGCUCUGGGUUGGUCCUGCAGGUGGGGAGAGGUGCUGGGAGCUGCUGUGUGCUGCCUGCACUGGGACCUCAAGCCUGGGACUGGUUCCUUCAUCCUCCUGGGCCCGCCCCAGAACCCAUCUUGCUCCUCUCACACCUCACAGGUGAUGCUGAGCUGUGGUGAUGGAGCUGGAGCAGCUGCUGCCAGAUGAGCUGGGUGCAGCAAUGUCAGUGCAGGUCCCUGGCCCUGUGCAGGGUGGAGGGGACACAGAGCCAGGGGGUGAAGUGGCCCCUGUGGGGCUCCCUUGAAAGUUAGACUCUCAUUCACACGCAAGCUUUUUUUUUUCCUGCUGUUUUGUCUUGUUUAUUAAAACAUGAUGUAUUUCUA